This is a messenger RNA of Vombatus ursinus (common wombat), 420 nucleotides long. RefSeq names its product small integral membrane protein 23 (gene SMIM23). The coding region runs from base 1 to 420 and encodes 139 amino acids. The transcript has 4 exons. The record is from RefSeq and is a predicted model, not a curated record. Lineage: Eukaryota; Metazoa; Chordata; Mammalia; Diprotodontia; Vombatidae.
AUGCAGGUUGAACAUGAGGGCAUUGUCUGGAGAAGAAAAGCAGACUCAUCUGGAAGAAUUGUCAAUGCUUCUAUAAACAAAAAACGGAGCAUCCUGAUAUUGCUGAUUUUGUUCCUGUACGUGGCCAUGUGGUUAUCAGGAAAAAGCUGGGAGAUCUCAGAAGGGAUCAAAGAAUGUAAUUACCACCAGAGUCAUGACACUUCCAAGAACCCUGAUAAUCAACUCAAGGACCAACCAAAGGAACCAGUCAAGCCUAUGGGACUAUGGUUGAGAGAGAGCCUGGAUGUCCUUCAGGAGAGACUGGAGCAAGAACUAAGGGCCCUGGAACAACAGGUGAAAGACCUGGAAGAAUGGUUAGAUUAUCACUUAAAGGAUCUGGGAUCAGAAGAAAAGUUUGUAACCCUCACAAAUCACUUUUAA